UUCCUGCAAGCGAACGGAAGCUUAACUAACAGGCUGUAGAAACUGACCGCAAGGGAGUGAAUUUUUUGAACAAGGGUUUGUUUAUUUAUUGAAAAAAUAUCAUGGAGCUGUGCGAAAUUCUCUACAACAAAGCCGAGUACAUAGAAACGGCAUCUGGUAAUAAAGUAAGCAGACAGUCAGUACUCUGUGGAAGCCAAAAUAUUGUGCUAAAUGGAAAAACUAUUGUUAUGAAUGAUUGCAUCAUUCGAGGGGACCUGGCAAACGUCAGGGUUGGGCGUCACUGUGUGAUCAAGAGCCGGAGUGUAAUAAGACCACCGUUCAAGAAAUUCAGCAAAGGAGUUGCUUUCUUCCCGCUCCACAUUGGGGACCAUGUGUUCAUUGAAGAAGACUGCAUUGUGAAUGCUGCACAGAUAGGGUCUUACGUCCAUAUAGGGAAGAACUGUGUCAUUGGACGGCGGUGUGUUCUUAAAGAUUGCUGUAAGAUUCUUGACAACACUGUCCUGCCUCCGGAGACAGUUGUCCCGCCAUUCACUAUGUUUUCUGGUUGUCCAGGUCUGUUCUCAGGAGAGCUUCCAGAGUGUACCCAGGAACUCAUGAUUGAUGUCACAAAGAGCUAUUAUCAGAAGUUUUUACCACUGAGUCAGAUUUAAUACUUGCUGAUAUAAGACAACAAAAAUUGGACCAAUAGGUUUUCUUUUUUAUAACUACAGUAUAUCAUCCAACAGUAAAGCUGUCUUGAAAUUCCACCAGGUUUCACAGCAUUGAAACGGCUUUUCUGUUUCUUAUUAAAGAAUUGUGCACAUUUUCAAUUCACUGUUGCUGAUAGAAUGCAAUGAUUUAAAUCCAUGAAACUCCUAAAAAAAAAGUACUAAUUUGCCAUUUUCAUUUAGUUCUUAUUGGGGAUUUUUUUUAGUCACUGUUGGUGAAGAGUGCUUUCAGUAAUCCAGGGGAAAUAAUAAUGUAAACGCAUCAUUAAAUGUCACUUCUUAAUUUAUCCAGUUUAGUGUUGUCUGUUGCAUUUACAAGUUUGUAGCUGUUAUUUUGGCUGGAAAAACUGCUUGGAUGUGGAACAUUCAGGCAACAUAAGCCUUAUAUGGUUAAAUUGUUUUGCAGACUAACAAUUGACUAGAAGUGGAGGAAUACUUCUGUGGUUAUCCAAGCAGUACAGAAAUGGGUGGAUUCUUAUGUAUGCAGACUAUACAAGAGUUUUGACUCUGAAUAAGAAUUAUUCUUACACAGAAGAACUGUAUUUAUUAGUAUGGAACCCUGUUCCUAAAUUGUCUUGUAUGUGCAUUGCAGGGAGGAUCUCACGCUCCUGCUAAUAAAUGUGGGAUAUUAAAAAAAAACAAAACCCUGAA
This is a messenger RNA of Polyodon spathula (Mississippi paddlefish), 1358 nucleotides long. It is a transcript of the gene dctn5, whose product is annotated as dynactin 5. Bases 102 to 650 code for a protein of 182 amino acids. Lineage: Eukaryota; Metazoa; Chordata; Actinopteri; Acipenseriformes; Polyodontidae. The transcript is spliced from 6 exons. The record is from RefSeq and is a predicted model, not a curated record.